Molecule: messenger RNA, 1638 nt
Organism: Pocillopora damicornis (cauliflower coral)
Lineage: Eukaryota; Metazoa; Cnidaria; Anthozoa; Scleractinia; Pocilloporidae
Product: gastric triacylglycerol lipase
Biological process (GO): lipid metabolic process
Molecular function (GO): hydrolase activity, acting on ester bonds
Source: RefSeq, a predicted model, not a curated record
GUUCUGGUAUUUAACCGCGGUUAGUGCAAUUUGCUGUACGUUUUGGUUGUGAGUUGCUGGGAAUAUUGUGGCGAAUAUGUCUGUGAUAUGCAUUGUAGUACUCUGCUUAUCGUUCUCUCUAAGAGAGGUCACGGUGGCUGCCAUCAGCGCCUCCGAUCUCCAAGAUUUGCCUGAGACUCACAUGAACGUGAGUGCAAUAAUUCGCUACAAUGGUUACCCAGCUGAAGAAUUCAAUGUGGUUACAGAGGAUGGUUACGUCAUCACAAUACAAAGGAUACCCGCAGGAAGAAAGGAAAAUUUAGAAGAUCUUGAUGGUCCAAAACCUGUGGUUUUCCUUCAGCAUGGUCUUUUGUGUUCGUCAUCUAACUGGGUCACAAAUUUACCAAAUGAAAGUCUGGCCUUUAUCUUGGCUGAUGCAGGCUUCGACGUUUGGCUUGGGAAUGUUCGAGGGAAUACCUAUGGCCUUCAUCAUGUCAAUUAUUCCGUCCAUUCAGAUGAAUUCUGGGAUUUUAGCUGGGAUGAGAUGGCUCGAUAUGACCUUCCCGCCAUGUUGAAGUUUGUGGUAUCGAAGACAUCACAGCCAUCGUUGUAUUAUGUGGGGCAUUCGCAAGGAACGCUCAUCGCCUUUGCAGAGUUUUCAAGGAAUAAAGAAUUGGCCAAACUGGUGAAGAGGUUCUUUGCCCUUGGACCCGUGACAACUACUGGUCACAUUGAAAGUCCAAUUAAAUAUUUCCGUCAUCUCGGACCGGAACUUGAGUUCUUGUUCAAACUUCUGGGUGUGCGGGAUUUCCUUCCGUCCGAUUUCCUCAUUCACUGGUUAGCUGACCACGUGUGUGACGAACACGAAUUGGACUUAAUCUGCUCGAAUAUCGUUUUUCUCAUCGCUGGAUAUGACAAGACACAACUUAAUAUGACGCGACUUCCAGUGUAUGUAUCUCACACUCCAGCUGGCACAUCGGUGAAAAACAUGAUACACUUCUUGCAGAUGACAGAUUCCAACAAGUUUCAAAUGUUUAAUUAUGAAAGUGCAGAGAAGAACAGGGAACACUACGGACAGGACACCCCACCCCUAUAUAAUGCAACAGCUAUGACUGUUCCUGUGGCUCUGUACUGGGCUCAGAAUGACUGGUUAGCUGACCCAACAGAUGUGCGGGCGCUGCUACCUCUGCUGCCGAACAAACUGUAUGACAAGUAUAUCCCAAAAUGGGAUCACAUGGACUUCCUUUGGGGUUUGGACGCGCCUAGAGUGGUUUAUUAUGAUAUCAUAAAGCACAUGAGAGACGUAUAAGCUAGCUAGAAGAAAUACAAAAAGCGAAAAUGAGAAAAUUGUCAGGAUAAAUACGACAGAGCACCUUAUCCAAGGUUAUUUUAAUCGGCCAAAAGCUUUGCUAUUGUCACUCUUAAUGUGACUUGUUUCUGAAAAAGCGCCUUACCGAAAAAAGUUAAGUCGUUAAAGAGUAAUGAUUUCAUAGUUAAACAAAAUUUUUUCAAAGCGUAAUUUCUCUUAAGUUACUCCACACAGAUUAUGUCGCUAGAUGAGAAAGUAAAGCUUUGUUGUUAGUAAUUUACUAUUGUAUGCACAAUAUUUUAAUGAGAGAAAUUGACUAUAUAGAAUUUUUAUAUCGAUUAAUAAUUUUU